Messenger RNA from Penicillium nucicola, 741 nucleotides. Its product is annotated as mitochondrial 37S ribosomal protein mS41. The coding region runs from base 1 to 741 and encodes 246 amino acids. The record is from RefSeq and is a predicted model, not a curated record. The transcript has a single exon. Gene Ontology annotation, cellular component: mitochondrion. NCBI's taxonomy places the organism in Eukaryota, Fungi, Ascomycota, Eurotiomycetes, Eurotiales, Aspergillaceae.
AUGAGCACCAUGGCCAUGCGCAAUUCGCCGCUCGGCGGCCUCUCAUCGCGCCUCCUCAAGACCGUCUACACUACCAACCAAUUCAUUCGUCCAUUCCACAAGAAGUCUCUUCCUACCGUGCCAUCUCCGACCCCUUUCGUUCCUGACGUCCCGACUUUCCUCACCUUGAUCGGCCGCGAAAUGUCCAAGCAAGCGAGCAAGAUUCCUACCUGGGAGGAUCUCUUCACCUACAACUCGAACCAGCUUCGCGAAGCUGGCGUUGAGCCCGCGCGCCAGCGCCGAUACCUCAUCCGGAAGCGCGAGAAGUUCAGACACGGUAUCUACGGCCCCGGCGGCGAUCUGGUACAGGUCGUUGAUGGCGUUGCACAGCUGCGUGUUGUCCAGGUACCUAAGAAAGCAGUUUCUGGCACAGCGGACGGUCAAGACAUCGAGGCGAGAGCUUCCGCUAAUAUGUUACCCGGUAUGGUGAAAGCCCUUGUCAACCUAGCACCUGAUGCCACCGAAUUUGUAUACAACAAAGACUUCGAGAUCAAGAACUUCGCACAGAUGAGAAUUCACCAUGCGACUAGUCCCAAGGGCCCAUACCUGCAACCCUUGAAGGGUAGCAAGGGCACUGCUGCGACCAUCUCGGUCCAGGAGGGCAUGUGGGAGGACAAGCGCGGACACAAGGUUGAUGGUGGUGAGCGACGACGCAGGGAGGUCCGAAACAAGCAGAGAUUGGACGAGAGGAGAAAGGCAUAA